This is a messenger RNA of Orcinus orca (killer whale), 6120 nucleotides long. It is a transcript of the gene MON2, whose product is annotated as MON2 homolog, regulator of endosome-to-Golgi trafficking. The record is from RefSeq and is a predicted model, not a curated record. NCBI's taxonomy places the organism in Eukaryota, Metazoa, Chordata, Mammalia, Artiodactyla, Delphinidae. Bases 1245 to 5738 code for a protein of 1497 amino acids. The transcript has 29 exons.
ACCUCUCCCGUUGCGGAGCACAGGCUCCGGACACACAGGCUCAGCGGCCAUGGCCCACGGGCCCAGCCGCUCCGCGGCAUGUGGGAUCUUCCCGGACCGGGGCAUGAACCCGUGUCCCCUGCAUCGGCAGGCGGACUCUCAACCACUGCGCCACCAGGGAAGCCCUCCCCUUAAACUCUUGAUAUUAGCAAUCUUUCAUAUCAUUUGGUGUUUUUUUGGUAAUACUGGUAAAAAACGGCAAUACUAGUAAGUAAUGAUAAUGGUGCCUACUCUAAUAAUUGCUUCACUUUUCCUGAAAUUAACCAUUGGUCAGAUUUUUCACAUUCAGUUUCAGACAUUUAGUCUGUUGGUUUAUUAGAAUAUUCCCACUGACUUUUGUCUCACUUUUCCUAGGGGAAAUGCAGGUGGAAUUCUAGCAGUUUGGAAUAUUAAGGAAUUAAACUUAAGGGAUAAAACAGGGCAGUUCUCCAGUUUGAAUGUCUUGUAUAUUCAUAAUCUCAAUAUAAGUUCUGGAUUGGUAGUUUUGCCUGUGUGUCUCUAAAGACUAAUAUCUCAUUUAAUACUUUCUAAUAAGGUAGAAAAUACUUAGAACCUCUUUCUUUUCAAGUAGUCAUUGAGUCAACAUUUAUUCAAAACAGGCUGUCAUAGCUUACAGGGAAUGAUAUCUUCUUAGUAUUCAAAGAAAUUGGGAAGCCCCAUUCUAGUUGACUCUUAGCUAGUCAAUACCUGUGACUGACAUAGUACUUGUGGCAGAUCAAGCAGUUAAUUCUUUUGAAGAUGGAGAGAUGAUAGAGAAAUUAACCAUGUGAUAAAUAUUUAUAUGUUUGAUAUUUAAUGGUACAUUCAAAGAUCAUGUGGAUUUUAAAUCCAUGAAAUAAAGAGACUGGAGAAAGGGGUACUGAGAAAAUCAAAUGUAUGUGUAAAGAUACUAAGUUUAUUAAAAUGAAUGUAAGAUAGUGAAGAGUGAUUUUUAUGGCAUUUUGUGUAAAAAUGGGAUUCCCAAUUUUUCUUUCCAUUUUGGAGGCAUGGUUCUGAAGUUAUUAUUAAAGUUUAUAAUUCUAUAAAUAAGUAUUUAUUUUAAGCAUACCUUUUGGACAGUAUAUAUGAUUUAUUAACGGUCAUUAUGAACUCCUAAAACCCCUCUAAUUUUGAUUGCAGAUGUUGUAGAACAACCAGUACUAGUCCAAGGAAAUAGUAACAGAAGAUCUGUCAGUACCCUCAAACCUUGUGCUAAAGAUGCAUAUAUGCUUUUCCAGGACCUUUGUCAGUUGGUUAAUGCUGAUGCCCCUUACUGGCUAGUAGGCAUGACAGAAAUGACCCGAACAUUUGGCCUCGAAUUACUUGAGUCAGUCUUGAAUGAUUUUCCACAAGUCUUUUUACAACAUCAGGAAUUUAGUUUCCUCCUCAAAGAAAGGGUAUGUCCUCUUGUGAUAAAGCUCUUUUCUCCAAAUAUAAAGUUCAGACAAGGUUCCAGCACUUCAUCUUCUCCAGCACCAGUUGAAAAACCAUAUUUUCCUAUCUGCAUGCGUUUGCUGAGAGUAGUAUCUGUUCUGAUUAAGCAAUUUUACAGUCUUUUGGUAACUGAAUGUGAAAUAUUUCUGUCACUUCUGGUGAAAUUUCUGGAUGGAGAUAAACCACAGUGGCUACGAGCUGUUGCAGUGGAAUCAAUACACAGACUCUGUGUGCAGCCUCAGCUACUGAGGUCAUUUUGUCAGUCCUAUGAUAUGAAACAGCAUUCUACCAAGGUUUUUCGUGAUAUUGUGAAUGCACUGGGAUCUUUUAUCCAGUCCUUGUUUCUUGUCCCUCCGACUGGAAAUCCUGCUACGACAAACCAAGCUGGAAGCAAUAAUUCAGGUGGCCCUGUCUCGGCACCAGCUAACUCAGGAAUGUUGGGGAUUGGUGGAGGUGUUACUUUGCUACCAGCAUUUGAAUAUAGGGGAACUUGGAUACCUAUUCUGACUGUAACAGUACAAGGCAGUGCUAAAGCAACCUACCUAGAGAUGUUGGACAAAGUUGAGCCCCCGACUAUACCAGAAGGUUAUGCUAUGUCUGUGGCAUUCCAUUGUUUGCUAGACCUUGUACGUGGAAUCACUAGUAUGAUUGAAGGAGAGUUAGGAGAGGUUGAAACAGAAUGUCAGACAACUACCACUGAAGCAGUUUCUUCACCAGCACAGUCAUCAGAACAGCAAGAAUUACAGUCAACAUCAGACCAAAUGGAUAAAGCAAUAGUUAGUAGAGCUGUUUGGGAAGAAAUGGUGAAUGCCUGCUGGUGUGGUCUGCUUGCUGCACUCUCACUCCUUCUUGAUGCCAGCACAGAUGAAGCUGCCACUGAGAAUAUUUUAAAAGCUGAACUGACUAUGGCUGCUCUUUGUGGAAGACUGGGCCUUGUAACUUCAAGAGAUGCCUUUAUAACUGCAAUAUGCAAAGGUUCCCUGCCUCCCCAUUAUGCUCUUACUGUAUUGAAUACCACCACUGCAGCCACACUUUCCAACAAAUCAUAUUCCAUUCAGGGCCAAAGUGUUAUGAUGAUCAGUCCAUCAAGUGAAUCUCACCAGCAAGUUGUGGCAGUGGGUCAACCGCUAGCAGUCCAGCCUCAAGGGACAGUAAUGCUAACUUCCAAAAAUAUCCAGUGUAUGAGGACUUUACUUAACUUGGCACACUGCCAUGGGGCUGUUCUUGGAACAUCAUGGCAACUUGUCUUGGCAACUCUACAGCAUCUAGUAUGGAUUCUGGGAUUAAAGCCUAGUAGUGGUGGUGCCUUGAAACCUGGGAGAGCUGUAGAAGGACCCAGUACAGUUCUAACAACAGCAGUGAUGACAGAUUUGCCAGUGAUUUCCAACAUACUUUCAAGAUUGUUUGAAAGCUCACAGUAUCUUGAUGACGUAUCAUUGCAUCAUUUAAUAAAUGCACUUUGUUCCUUAUCCCUAGAAGCAAUGGAUAUGGCCUAUGGAAAUAAUAAGGAACCAUCUCUUUUUGCUGUUGCCAAAUUGUUAGAAACUGGUCUAGUUAACAUGCACCGAAUAGAAAUUCUAUGGAGACCUCUAACUGGCCAUCUACUUGAGGUGUGCCAGCAUCCAAACUCUCGAAUGAGAGAAUGGGGAGCAGAAGCUUUAACUUCACUUAUUAAAGCAGGAUUAACAUUUAACCAUGAUCCUCCACUUUCACAAAACCAGAGGCUGCAGUUGCUUUUACUGAACCCAUUAAAGGAGAUGUCCAGUGUUAACCAUCCAGAUAUCCGACUCAAGCAAUUAGAAUGUGUGUUGCAGAUUCUGCAGAGUCAGGGAGACAGUCUUGGGCCUGGAUGGCCGUUAGUGCUUGGAGUUAUGGGAGCAAUCAGAAAUGAUCAAGGAGAAUCCUUGAUACGAACUGCAUUCCAGUGUCUUCAGUUGGUUGUGACAGAUUUUCUACCAACAAUGCCUUGCACUUGCCUGCAGAUAGUUGUAGAUGUUGCAGGUAGCUUUGGACUUCAUAACCAAGAACUUAAUAUUAGUUUAACUUCAAUAGGUUUAUUGUGGAAUAUUUCAGAUUAUUUUUUCCAAAGAGGAGAAACUAUUGAAAAAGAAUUAAAUAACGAAGAAGCAGCACAGCAAAAGCAGGCAGAAGAAAAAGGAGUGGUUUUAAAUCGGCCGUUCCACCCUGCACCACCGUUUGAUUGUUUGUGGUUGUGUCUUUAUGCAAAAUUGGGUGAACUAUGUGUGGACCCCCGUCCUGCUGUCAGGAAGAGUGCAGGGCAAACUCUAUUUUCGACAAUUGGUGCACAUGGAACUUUAUUACAGCCCUCAACGUGGCACACUGUUAUUUGGAAGGUUCUCUUUCAUCUACUGGACCGAGUUCGAGAGUCUUCUACCACUGCAGACAAAGAAAAGAUUGAGUCCGGAGGUGGCAAUAUUCUCAUUCAUCAUUCAAGGGACACAGCAGAGAAGCAAUGGGCUGAGACAUGGGUUUUAACAUUGGCCGGAGUAGCAAGAAUCUUCAACACUAGAAGAUAUUUACUGCAACCUUUAGGAGAUUUUUCAAGAGCAUGGGAUGUUCUUCUUGACCAUAUACAAUCAGCAGCACUCAGCAAAAACAAUGAAGUAUCUCUGGCUGCGCUGAAAAGCUUCCAGGAAAUUUUACAGAUUGUGACCCCUGUCAGAGACUCAGAUAAGCCUGAGACACCACCUGCAGUUAAUGUCCCUGUGCCUGUCCUUUUAGGGUCCAUAUCAGGCCCUGGCCUGAACAGGCCAUUUGUAAGAACAGAUUCCAUUGGAGAAAGACUUGGAAGAUAUAGCAGCUCUGAGCCACCCGUAGUUACUGAUGAGCUUGAAGAUUUGAAUCUCUGGUGGGCUGCAUGGAAUACCUGGUAUAGAGUUGGAUCUGAAAGCACUAAGCCUCCUAUUACUUUUGAUAAACUAACUUUCAUUCCCAGCCAGCCUUUUCUUACAGCUUUAAUUCAAAUAUUUCCAGCUCUUUACCAACACAUAAAAACUGGUUUCAACAUGGAUGAUUUGCAAAAGUUGGGAGUCAUACUACACAGUGCCGUUUCAGUCCCAAUAAGUUCAGAUGCAUCCCCUUUCAUUCUUCCAUCUUACACUGAAGCAGUUUUGACAAGUUUACAGGAAGCUGUACUUACAGCUCUAGAUGUUCUCCAAAAGGCCAUCUGUAUAGGACCGGAAAACAUGCAGAUAAUGUAUCCAGCUAUAUUUGACCAGUUAUUGGCAUUUGUAGAAUUUUCCUGUAAACCUCCACAGUAUGGACAGCUAGAAACAAAACACAUUGCAAAUGCAAAAUAUAAUCAGGCGGAAUGGGUAGCCUUGAAUUAUGUACCAUUUGCUGAAAGGUCUUUAGAAGUAGUUGUGGAUUUAUACCAAAAAACAGCCUGUCACAAAGCAGUGGUGAAUGAGAAAGUACUCCAGAAUAUUAUUAAGACUCUUAGGGUUCCUCUCAGUUUGAAGUAUUCCUGCCCUUCUGAAAGCACAUGGAAACUAGCAGUAUCUUCUCUCCUCAAAGUUCUUUCUAUUGGGCUACCUGUUGCCCGGCAGCAUGCUUCUUCUGGAAAAUUUGACAGUAUGUGGCCAGAACUAGCCAACACUUUUGAAGACUUUCUCUUUACUAAAAGCAUACCUCCAGAUAACCUCUCUAUUCAAGAAUUUCAAAGAAAUGAAAGUAUUGAUGUUGAGGUAGUUCAGAUUAUCAGCACUGAGAUACUACCUUAUGCCAAUUUUAUUCCUAAGGAAUUUGUUGGUCAGAUAAUGACUAUGCUUAAUAAGGGAUCAAUACAUUCUCAGUCAUCUUCAUUUACAGAAGCAGAGAUUGAUAUUCGUUUGAGAGAAGAAUUUUCUAAAAUGUGUUUUGAAACACUGCUCCAGUUUUCCUUCAGCAAUAAAGUCACAACACCUCAAGAAGGCUACAUCUCACGGAUGGCACUCUCAGUGCUUCUAAAGAGGUCUCAAGAUGUACUACAUCGUUAUAUAGAGGAUGAAAGAUUAAGUGGUAAAUGCCCUCUUCCAAGGCAACAAGUAACAGAAAUCAUAUUUGUCUUAAAAGCAGUCAGUACUCUCAUUGAUUCACUUAAGAAAACUCAGCCUGAGAAUGUUGAUGGAAAUACCUGGGCACAAGUAAUUGCCUUAUACCCAACUUUAGUAGAAUGCAUCACCUGCUCAUCUUCAGAAGUCUGCUCUGCACUUAAAGAGGCACUAGUUCCUUUUAAGGAUUUCAUGCAACCACCAGCAUCCAAAGUUCAAAAUGGAGAAUCUUGACCAGCUACAAUAAAUCUUAAGAAGAAUGAUAUACAAAAAUGUUUGCUCCUCAGUGAAUUUUCUGUGAGAAGGACGUUUCUUACUACAAAUAAUUCUUGGCAGCUGUUGUUAGCCUCCUUUAAAUUGUACUUACCUGAGUUAAGUAAUUCAUAUUACAAGCUUACAUGUCAACAAAGGUUCCUGAAUGAGUAGCAGUGCAAGCCUUUAAUAAAUUAAACUGAUGGGAGAGAUAGUUAAUACUACAGCAUACCUGCUACCAUAUCUUCAGUUGGUGAUUUAAAAGUAAGCUUAUGUACAGUUUGUGGUGUAUGUGUUAAUGAUGUACUUUUUAAAAAGAAAGAAAAGAUAUUUCAUUUUGUCAGAUUUAUUAGGCUGGUGUUUU